Ambispora leptoticha is the source of this 1010-nucleotide messenger RNA. Lineage: Eukaryota; Fungi; Glomeromycota; Glomeromycetes; Archaeosporales; Ambisporaceae. The record is from the annotation of a GenBank genome assembly.
UUCCCCAAGAAAUAACUUUUUCCUCGACUAACUGGGAAAUUGAUCCGAAACACUUACAGAUUGCAUUCGAUAUAAAAGAUUGCCAGUCCAAAGUAUUUUCUAAGUUAAUCGAAGGUGGAAAAAAAGAGGUAACCAUUACUUUGAAAAUACUGAAUGGGGCUGAAUGGGCAAAGGAGGAGGGCAAUCAAAUUAGUUUUAGGAGUGAUGAAGUGAAAAUUGCCUUUAAAGAAAAAACUUCCCUAAUUCCAGUCAAACAUUUUGCCGGAACGGAUGAAGAGGGCAAAAGCACUUAUCGCAAUGAAUAUAUUGAGGCGGAGGCUUCUUUUUCCAAUUCCCUCUCCUCGGAAGACCGUGUCGGUUGUAGGAUUGAGCCGACUACAAUUAAAACCGCCGAUGGAGUUCCUUUGCUGGAACUAAAAGAUAUUGAUAAUUUACUAAAUGACGAAGUGGAAAUUAAACUAGCCACGAUAAAUGAUAAAGAAGGAGAAGGGGGUGAAGAACACCCAUAUGCCCUCGCCAAUCAAGCCGGUCGAAUCUUAAAAAGGAUUGAGAAAAAAAGUAUCCCAGAAACAUUACAAGCCCGAGUUGACCACUUACAAGCCGAACGAGAAAAAUUAGAAAAAGAAUUAACCGCUACUUAUUUUCUGCAAAUUAAUACUACUCUAAAUACGGCUCAGAGAAUUAAACUAUAUGGAGAUGAGGUUUAUUUAAAACUAGACUUAGAAAAUCCAAUAGAGUUGGACGGUCAAGCAGUUGAAUUUUUGCUGGUAAAAGGAGGUGAGGAGGCAGACAAGUUUACUAAUUUUGCUAAAAACAGGAACUUACUAAAAUUAACGGCUCAGAAAGGAGUGGAAACGAUUACUGUCCGUCGCGACAAAGAGCAGGCGGAAUUGACCGGUAAUAAAGUAGAAUUAAAAAUUACCCCCAUCGGAGAGACUAAUUUGCCUCCGCUGGAAACGAUUACUUUCCGCUUUUAUCAAAAGGCGAAAAUUAAGGUCGGCGACCGAGCC